This is a messenger RNA of Trypanosoma conorhini, 1638 nucleotides long. RefSeq names its product endonuclease/Exonuclease/phosphatase. Lineage: Eukaryota; Euglenozoa; Kinetoplastea; Trypanosomatida; Trypanosomatidae. Bases 1 to 1638 code for a protein of 545 amino acids. The transcript has a single exon. The record is from RefSeq and is a predicted model, not a curated record. Gene Ontology annotation, molecular function: phosphatase activity. Gene Ontology annotation, biological process: phosphatidylinositol dephosphorylation.
AUGAAUUCGAAUUGGUUUGAUGCUUGCGCGAUUGUGCAAGCGCACGAGGAGGAACGGGAAGAGGAGGGGGCGGGGAGUACCAUGGGGGUGAUGGAGUUUGAAGGGGCGAAUGAGACGCAGGCAACGUCUUCCGGGGGCCUAGACGAACCCUUGGGGGGCAGCAGCUCAGAGUCAAUUUCCACCUCUCUGUUGUCGUGGGCUCUUGCUGAGUCUGAUGAAACUCAGGACUCCCCUUCGCAAACUGGUCACUAUUCUUCUUGUAAAGCGCAUCAGGCAGUGCCGUUCGUGAAGAAUGAGGAAACGUUUACAGUGCCAGUGGGUCUUCCAGAGAAGAUGUGGGCCCCUGGAAAACCGCUGCGCAUUUCGUAUGUUAGUUGGAACAUGGGUCAUAAGAGUCCCAAUUUGGGGGAAGUUGCGAAGUACUGCAUUCACCCCAAUGCUCAUAUAGUCGUAGUGUGCACGCAGGAAAACGGGAAGCGCCUGUUGGUUAAAAAAGAUCGGAAUGAAUGGGAAAAACAUGUUGCCCGCACUUGUCUUCUUGAAAAGUAUGUGCUUCUUGGCCGUAAAGAGCUGUGGUACAUACAAUUGCUUGUGUAUGUUCGUAGAAAAGAUGUAGCGUCAUACAUCCGGUGCAUUGGUACCACUAGUGUAAAAACGGGAGUCGCAAGAGGUCUCUGUGGCAACAAGGGAGGCGUUGCCGUAGCGUUGUCCAUUUCCAUGACACCCGCGCCUUUGCAGACACGUUCAGAAAGGCUAAGUAGCAAGACUGCCUCUUCUUUUAGAGAUCGUAUGAAGUCGUGUUCCCCCCCUGUAAAAGUAGGCCGUGGCGCCGCAAAGGUUCGUGAGGAGGCUCCUCUCGGCGGCAAAGAGGCGUCGAAUAUUACGCUGCUCUUCAUAGGGGCACAUUUGGCGGCCCAUCAAAAAGGCGUGCAAAUGCGAAAUAAGGACUACCUUUCCAUCGUGAAAGGGAUGUAUGCUGCGUUUCAAAAAAGUCCAGGCUUCUUUUGGAGGAAACACGUCGUGCCCAAAGGCCAUGCCAAUGACAGUGCUGACGGGCUCGAGAGCGUGGGUGGUGGGGAGGACGAGGAAGCCUCCUUGCCGCAAUGUGUGUCUGACGCGGGCAGUGAGGGUGUCUCUUUCGGUGGCGACGAAGAUACCUCGCUCCUUGGCGUCCCGCCCGCCGAAGCGCAGGCUGCCUCGCCGCUUUACCACGAUGUCACGGAGGAGUUUGAUCUCGUCUUUUUUGGAGGCGACCUCAACUACCGCAUCAAUGGCACCCGAGGAGGCAUUGAGUGUUUGAUUGGAGGCAGCAAGUACAUCCGUUUCGUUCUCGCCGACUGCGAUCAACUGAACAUCGAGCGGGCGAAGGGCCUUGUUUUUCGUCGCUUUCGUGAGGGAAAACUUUUUUUUCGCCCAACGUACAAGUACGAAAUCGAGCAGGACGUGUACAACUACACAAAUAAGACGGAUCGCAGGCCGGCGUACUGCGAUCGUGUUCUUUACAAGAAGGGGCGGGAGUCUAGGGCGGGGAAGGUGAAGAUAAGCCUCUACACCGAUGUGCCGCAGGUUCGGACAAGCGAUCAUCGGCCAGUCGUUGCCAUAUUUGACGUUGCGACACAUGUGUAUCGACCUUCUUAG